Molecule: messenger RNA, 900 nt
Organism: Bufo bufo (common toad)
Lineage: Eukaryota; Metazoa; Chordata; Amphibia; Anura; Bufonidae
Gene: HOXD13
Product: homeobox D13
Exons: 2
Coding region: 1-900 (299 amino acids)
Biological process (GO): regulation of transcription by RNA polymerase II
Molecular function (GO): DNA-binding transcription factor activity, RNA polymerase II-specific; RNA polymerase II cis-regulatory region sequence-specific DNA binding
Source: RefSeq, a predicted model, not a curated record
AUGUGCAAAGCUCUGAACAAACGCAACCAGUGGGAGAUGGAAGGAUUGAGAGGGGGAGAGGGCUCUUCCAGUAACCAGUGCAGGAAUUUCCUCUCUUCUCCCGCUGUGUUUGGCACUCCCUCCAGCAGAACAGUCCCGGGAUUAGCCUACCCCGGUCCUGAGAGAUCCACUUCUACUCGAUCGGAGGCCUCCAAAGAAGGACCGACCUGUCCAUCUUCUACUGGGCCUUCGGCACCCUCUCUUGGAUAUGGUUACCACUUUGGAAACGGAUAUUACAGUUGUCGCAUGUCUCAUGGCGUAGGUCUUCAGCAGAACCCUCUAAAGUCCACCAGCCAUGCCUCCAUGGGAGGUUUCCCAGUGGAGAAAUACAUGGACGUGUCUAGCCUGGCUAGUACUAGUGUUCCCAGCGGUGAGGUGCCUUCAAGAGCCAAGGAGGUAUCUUAUUUUCAGGGCUACACCAAUCCCUAUCAGCAUGUGCCUGGAUACUUAGAUAUGGUGUCAACGUUUAGCUCUGGGGAGCCCAGACAUGAGGCCUUCAUAUCAAUGGAGGGUUAUCAGUCGUGGACUUUGGCUAAUGGCUGGAACAGUCCAGUUUAUUGUGCAAAGGACCAGGCUCAAGCCCCCCACUUCUGGAAGUCCUCCUUUCCAGGAGAUGUUGCCCUAAACCAACCAGACAUGUGUGUGUACAGACGGGGGAGAAAGAAGAGGGUGCCUUACACCAAGCUACAACUCAAAGAACUAGAAAACGAAUAUGCCAUGAACAAGUUUAUUAACAAAGACAAGAGGCGGAGGAUAUCAGCAACCACCAACCUUUCUGAGAGACAGGUCACCAUAUGGUUCCAGAACAGGAGAGUAAAGGACAAAAAAAUAGUAUCUAAACUAAAGGACAAUAUCUCCUGA